Molecule: messenger RNA, 399 nt
Organism: Aspergillus puulaauensis
Lineage: Eukaryota; Fungi; Ascomycota; Eurotiomycetes; Eurotiales; Aspergillaceae
Exons: 3
Coding region: 1-399 (132 amino acids)
Source: RefSeq, a predicted model, not a curated record
AUGGGAUCCAUCAUUCGCAAUCUUUGGUCCGCUGAGACCCCAGGCCCGAGAACUGUUGUCCGAGUCCUUGACGCUGCCAUCGCUACACUCGGAGUCGCAACCAUCUGGUCAACCCUGAUUUCGUUCCUCACCUACAACGACCGUCUCUUCCAUCCAGGCUUCCAUAUCGCACUGGACUUUGCGCUCGCAGCAGUGCACUACGUCUUUGGAAUCGUCAACGCCCUAGCUGCGGAUACCGCUGGAUAUAUGCAUGGCAAUGCGAUUGCCGCAACCUUCUUGCUUAUAAUUGCGGUUCUUCACACCUUCUUCUUCGUCCUGGCUUGUCGGGAUACACAUGUUCGACGACGGGUCUCGGGUCAAGGAACUCACAAGGAUGGGUUUGAGGUUAAUACCGUUUAA